GACAAUGCGAAGAAGUACAUUGAAGCGGGAAACACGGCGCACGCGCAGGCUCUUGGGCCAAAGGGCUCGGCUUGUCACAAGGCAGCUGUCAUCGGAGACACGGUUGGAGACCCUCUCAAGGACACAUCUGGGCCGUCGCUGAACAUUUUGAUAAAGCUGAUGGCUGUCGAGUCGCUUGUUUUUGCGCCGUUCUUCAAGAAGCAUGGAGGGGUCAUCUUUGGAAGAAAGAGUUGAGUUCUUCUGGUCUUGUCGUGCUCUCACAUAUGAGAUCAUUUGCUCGUCUGGGUAAAUUAUGCCCACUGGGUGGGUGGGUGGGGGCCUCAUUAGAUGCAAUUUUGCGUGGAAGAAUAUAUGUAUGUUGCGAGGUCUAGAUGGGUUACGUACGGUGAAUGAGGAGGUCUUGCCCAAUGUGAGGGCACAAAAUCAGAUGACAGCAGUUCAUCGAGUGAUGCUAGUGUUAAACAUCGAGAGUUGCAGUGUACAAAAGAUGGGUUUGGUUGUUUUUUUUUGUUUUUUUUUUCCUUUCUUUUUCUUUUUCCUUUGAGGGGGACGGGAGGAAAAUUAUGUCGUCCAAUCGUCAUUUUCAUUAGAGCACGGGCGUCAUUUUCGACAAUGUCGAUGCUUAGAGUGGUGAUGGGUGUCCCUUGUCUAGAUGUAGAUGGUUUUGUUCGUGUAGAAUAUGGCAACCUGUUUUGUCAGGGUUGUUGUCUCUCUAUAAAAGCUCUGCUUUGCCCUUGCUGCUUUGCCCUCGCUGCUUUGCCCUCGCUGCUUUGCCCUCGCUGCUUUGCCGUC
Messenger RNA from Chara braunii, 792 nucleotides. Lineage: Eukaryota; Viridiplantae; Streptophyta; Charophyceae; Charales; Characeae. The record is from the annotation of a GenBank genome assembly.